Messenger RNA from Phytophthora nicotianae INRA-310, 1550 nucleotides. RefSeq lists its product as hypothetical. NCBI's taxonomy places the organism in Eukaryota, Oomycota, Peronosporomycetes, Peronosporales, Peronosporaceae. The transcript has 2 exons. Gene Ontology annotation, molecular function: 3'-5' exonuclease activity; nucleic acid binding. Gene Ontology annotation, biological process: nucleobase-containing compound metabolic process. The coding region runs from base 47 to 1120 and encodes 357 amino acids. The record is from RefSeq and is a predicted model, not a curated record.
UGGGUAGUGACUUCCUUGAUGUCCAUACGCUGAUGAUCAAAUAGCGAUGCUGUCUGCCAAUGCUCGACGUGUGUGGACGCUGGUACGCACCCCAUGCGGCGCCGCCUCCUUUGCCAGCAAAAGGAGGAGCCGAAGCACCAGUGGCAACGCCGCAAUUUCGCCCGCUGGUCAGAAGCAGCGCCAGCAGCUGAACCGCCUUCGAUCGGCGCUGGCCACCAAGACGCUUCAGGAGAUGCCACUACCCACCGCCUCCGUAAAGAAACCCGUACAAACUGUUGAGCCGCUGGACGCCGGUGCCAAAAAGCGUCAGAAGCAAUUCGCGCAUAUGCUACGACGGAAAGAGGCGAAAGACGCUCGCGUCAAGCACCUGCCGCUGUUCCGCGAGGGCUCAGCGUUAUUCCAGCGUUUCGGGGAGAGGACACUGGGCGACUAUGACAACCUCCCAACCACCAGCUUUGAUGGGCCCAUCGCAGUCAUCCACUCGGAGCAGGAGGAGCUGGAACAUGCAGAAUAUCUUAGGGAGCAGAAGGUCGUGGGCGUCGAUACCGAGGCCAGGCCGGACUUUCACCCGCUCAAGGGGGCGAAGGGCAACCCCGUGUGCUUGAUCCAGAUUAGCACACUGGAACGGGCGUUCCUGUAUAGAUUACAACGAGGCAAACCGCUUCCUCCGGUGCUACAGGGGCUGUUCAUUGACCCUGAAGUAUUGAAAGUCGGUCACUCGCUGAGCGACGAUUUCCGUCAAUUGAAGUCGUCGGAGCUCGUGCAGGCAGUGAACUCGACGAUAGACACGCUGUAUAUCACACACAAACUUGGAUGCAAGCGACCGGGACUUAAAACGGCGUGUCAAGUGUUUCUUGGAGGUUCACUGGAUAAAGAGAUGCAAGUGUCGGACUGGGAAGCGCCUGCUCUGAGUGACGCACAGAUCAGCUACGCGGCUACAGAUGCAUGGGCACCACUGAGAGUUUUGUUGGCGAUGAUUCAAUUGAAGGAUACGAAGGAAUUGUUACGGACAAAGAGCUACAACUCGUCAGCGCAGACGAUUAUCAACGAGAACCAUGACGUUUUACUUGGUAAACUGCUAUCGUUUGCGCUUCGUCACCAGGUACCUAAGUUGAAGUAGCCUGAGAUCGAAUAGAAUUUGUGUUUACAGUUUUCAUUCCCACAUAUACCCAACGUACUGAAGCAGUUCGUUGAGCACGACCUGCUCCAAUAGUUGAGCUGUGAUGUAUCACCCUCGCGUAAGAGCGGCUGCUGAAGCAACUCCGGUGCCGACACAUGAGUGUUUGGAUUCUUGUCGAAACACAACAACAAGAAGUCGUGUGCUGUGGCCAACAUGUGAUCCGGGUGCUCUGAAGUAGUGAUCGCAGAAUGUGGAUCAUGGCAGUUCCAAUCGAUCAAAUGGGUUCACAAUUUCGAUAAGGGAUGCAAGUACACUGACAUAAGACACUCGAAUAAGGCACACAUUUUGUCACGGUUGCUUGAUGCAGGCUAUCCAAAUCAAUAACGCAAAAUUAUUGAGUUGGUCUGAAUCGCUAACUCAGUUGCUGGAA